Mus musculus (house mouse) is the source of this 877-nucleotide messenger RNA. RefSeq names its product H3 clustered histone 15 (gene H3c15). NCBI's taxonomy places the organism in Eukaryota, Metazoa, Chordata, Mammalia, Rodentia, Muridae. Bases 44 to 454 code for a protein of 136 amino acids. The record is from RefSeq and is marked validated. The transcript has a single exon.
AGGUCCCCGAGUGCUCCUCGUUUGGGUGUCUUCCGUCUUCGCCAUGGCCCGUACGAAGCAGACUGCCCGCAAGUCCACCGGCGGCAAGGCCCCGCGCAAGCAGCUGGCCACCAAGGCCGCCCGCAAGAGCGCCCCGGCCACGGGCGGCGUGAAGAAGCCGCACCGCUACCGGCCCGGCACCGUGGCGCUGCGGGAGAUCCGGCGCUACCAGAAGUCGACCGAGCUGCUGAUCCGCAAGCUGCCGUUCCAGCGCCUGGUGCGCGAGAUCGCGCAGGACUUCAAGACGGACCUGCGCUUCCAGAGCUCGGCCGUCAUGGCGCUGCAGGAGGCGAGCGAGGCCUACCUGGUGGGGCUGUUCGAGGACACCAACCUGUGCGCCAUCCACGCCAAACGCGUCACCAUCAUGCCCAAGGACAUCCAGUUGGCCCGCCGCAUCCGUGGGGAGCGCGCUUAAGCGCCCUGUCUCCCAUCCAUUCCCCACAAAGGCUCUUUUCAGAGCCACCACAGCUUCCCGGAAAGAGCUGUUUACUUCGCUUAGAGCUUUGUCCGCACAUUAUCCCGCUCCAUAGCUCUAGGUUGGUAUCUGACUUAUACCUGUUAUGUCUACAUAAUGGUUGCUUUCAAGGAAGGUUUGAAUGCCCUUAGUGUAAGUUGUUUAACGUUAAUUGCGGUCUUAUUCAGACUCCUAGCUUGUUAACCCGAAGUAGGUUCACCACCUCAGUCUAAGGGGAGGGGAUAAUCUUACGGAGGGUUGGGGCUUGGUGGAUACUAUGUAAUGUUCCUACCCAGCUGGAGCAGAGAAGGCUUUGUAAGUAGCUGAAGGCUGAGAUCUAGCUUACAGCUCAUAAUUACAUCACCAGACUUCUGGACGACUGAA